Clunio marinus is the source of this 381-nucleotide messenger RNA. Lineage: Eukaryota; Metazoa; Arthropoda; Insecta; Diptera; Chironomidae. The record is from the annotation of a GenBank genome assembly.
AUGAAUACACCUUCAGGAGUCUCAAGGAAUGGAGUUAAGUUAAGAAGAUUCUACAGCGAGCUGUCGUUUUGUGUGCACGGCUUUCCAUUAUUAUGUAAUAAAUUUUUCAAAUCCAAUUUACUUGUGAGAAUAGCGAAGAGAAUUCUCUUAUUCAUUCAUUUUAGAGGGCAAAGUAAGAUAAGAGAAAAUUUGUGCAAUUGGCACAAAGAAGCAGAUGAUGAAGAGAAGAAGGAAGACGAAGGAGAAAUGAGCAUCAUUACGUCAGCAGUGCAAAGUAUUGCGUGCAGAAGUAUACGAAUGACAUCAAAUACAGAUUCUCUCAGCUUGACGAUGAAAAUGCAUAACAGUGGGUUGGUUUGGAUACAGAGGGAUAAAGAUUGA